Messenger RNA from Truncatella angustata, 1777 nucleotides. RefSeq lists its product as uncharacterized. The record is from RefSeq and is a predicted model, not a curated record. The transcript has a single exon. Bases 223 to 1599 code for a protein of 458 amino acids. Lineage: Eukaryota; Fungi; Ascomycota; Sordariomycetes; Amphisphaeriales; Sporocadaceae.
AACAGUCGUAAGAAUUUUGAUAACGUGAGAAUGCAUAGAGUGGAGGUAAUAUUAUUAGAUUGGUGUGGUGCACGAUGAUUGCGUCCUCAUAGACUACGUAUUUUCUUUUGGCCCUGACUGCGUAUUCAUUCCUCAUUCUCUCCACGAUCAACAACAAUCUAGCGCGCAACUAGUCAAGUUUAACUACAUUCCUCAUUAAAGCCUCUCCUACGGUUACGCAAGAUGCACAUAUCUAGAGAGCCGAGUCAGCGGACAAAAGCCUGGGUGAAGUGGAACUAUGGACAAAAGCAUACGAGCAAGGCGAGCCUGGAUUCGGCCCCCUCAGAAAUCAUCCAUCUCGGCGGCUCUCGAGUAGGCACUCCAGAGCCAUCACCAAGCAGACCAGGCACCGCACAAGAUUUUGAUCGACCCUGUACCACAUGGUUCGCGUCGCCGUACGCACCGCCGCCGGAGCCGCCUGUCGGUAUCGCAAGAUCCAAGACCGAUCCGCAGGAGCUCCUUUCCCCAUCGGGGUCUCACUCCUCCUAUGAGAUUUUGGAUCACCAGCUGAGCCCUGCGCCGCUCAGUAUCCCGUCCGGCAAGCUUGCGUCACCCUUACUAUCAGCGACUUCCACAUCAUCGUUUUCUAAACUGUCGUCGCCACCGCCAUAUUCCUCAGGAUCCGUAGUCUCAACGUCUUCGGACGUGUCAAGACAGCUCCGCCGUACCCAAUCGGCUGCAGAUAUCCAGAAGCGUGCACGCGUACGGUCAAAGGCGUUACCACCUAAGCCUACCGAGUCGCAUGACGACUCGGAAUCAGAUACUCAAGAGUCAUCCAGGGCCUCGCAUGUUGGCCAGAUGAUCAAGGAGGAUGCCCAGGAGACCCCACCGCAACGAGUAACUAGAUGGUUCCCACUGCCGCCUCUUACCAGCCCGCCACCCACCAAGCCUUUACCGGCAAUAAGAGCGACCAGUCCUACGAACUCAGAGGGGAGUGACAAGUCGCCAAAACUGGCAACUGCAAAACAGCAAUCACCAAGAACUACGACAGCUGAUCAACACUCACCAAAACUCGUCGCGGCAAAUCAGCAAUCGCCAGAGGCCGCCACCACCACAGACCAGCAUUCCCCAAAGGCUACUGCUGCAAGUCAACAACAAACACACAAGGCCAAGGCUCUACCCCAAAGGCCAACAUCUAGGCUAUCUCCUCAAGAGCGCUUAUGGCUUCACCGAAACUACCGUGGAGAAGCAACAUUCCUAAAAGCCUGGGGACUCAGCAUUGAGAAGGCCGAAGAUCGCGAGGAAGGCAUCACCAUGAUGAGGGAGCUUAUGGACGCUGAGGACGAGAAGAAGAAAGCCAAGAAGGCACAAAAGGCCAAAGAUUUAGGCCUACCCGACGGCGGUCUGCAGAUCAUCAUUGAGGAGGAGAAAGGCUCGCUUUCAGAACCUGAUAAGCCUAGCCCAAGGAUGACCAGCUGUCCGCCUUCUUCCAAACCUCAGGGACUAAGGGUGCCAGGCAGAGGCGGCAACCCGAGUCCGACGGACCGUCACCUCCGAUCGGAAAGUGAGAGCUCUGUAUUAGGGGCAUACCUCGACAUACGAAUGAGCCGACUGGACUAGGUUUCAAGACCAAAUGUGAUCACCUACUUAAUGUCUUAUAUGUAUUAUUUUGUUUGUAUAUUAGCUAGAGAUACCUCCCGACGCUUGCGAGCGAGCCACAUUUCCUUUUGAACAAGGACAUUCACGAUUUAUGUUCAUAAUAAAUCACAGUAGAGAUAUAAUCUAUCGAUCAACCAAC